Molecule: messenger RNA, 1362 nt
Organism: Papaver somniferum (opium poppy)
Lineage: Eukaryota; Viridiplantae; Streptophyta; Magnoliopsida; Ranunculales; Papaveraceae
Product: protein phosphatase 2C 51-like
Exons: 3
Coding region: 1-1362 (453 amino acids)
Biological process (GO): protein dephosphorylation
Cellular component (GO): cytosol; nucleus
Molecular function (GO): protein serine/threonine phosphatase activity; cation binding
Source: RefSeq, a predicted model, not a curated record
AUGGACGAAAUUCAAUGGAAGAAAGCUAGAGAAAGAAAUAGACGUAUUAAUCAUCAGAGAUUUAUUAGAAUUCAACAAUUAAAAACUUCUUCGUCUGUUAUUAUCAAAUCACCGUCAUCAAUGGAGAAUCUUAUAUCCGGCAGUAGCAGCAGUGCUGAGUAUCUAUCUUCUCAUAAUAACAGUAGUAAUAAGAUUAAGAUGAAGAAAUCAUCGUCGUCGUCAUCAUCAUCAAGCUCUUCAUCGUCCAAUGGUAAUAAAACACUAAGUUCCACACCAUCAACAGCAACGGCUCAUCCAAGUGUUGAAGUCGGUGGUGGCGGAGGUUCAUCAUCUUCAAGAACAGUAAAAGAUGAAGAGCGAGAUGUUUCUAGGGUUUUAUGUUCAUCGUACGGGUCAGUGUCGGUUUGUGGAAGAAGAAGAGAAAUGGAAGAUGCAGUAACUGUAGAACCGGGUUUUUUGUCAACAGAGUUUAUUAGGUUUGAUUUUUUCGCUGUUUACGACGGACAUGGCGGAUCAAAAGUUGCUCAAGCAUGUCGAAACCGUUUACAUCAAGUUCUUGCUAAAGAAAUCGAAGAUAUUGAAAGACAAUUGAUUGAACUUAAUCUUCAUGAUAAUCCUAAUCCUAGUUUUCCUAAUAAAACCGGUGAUGAUGAACGUGAUCAUGAAGAUGAACUUGACUGGGAAAGCAUAAUGAACUCAUGUUUUAAUAAAAUGGAUGAAGAGAUUAAUGGAAGUGGAAUUGAAAAUGAAAAUGAAAAUGAAGAGGAGAGUAAUACAAUAAACCAAAGUGGGUCGGUUACUUCUGGUUCUAGUUCGUCCAUGAAAACAAUCGGUUCUACAGCUGUUGUUGCCAUUUUAGGUAAAGAUAAAUUGGUUGUUGCAAACUGUGGUGAUUCUAGAGCUGUUCUUUCUCGUGCUGGUAUUGCCAUUCCAUUAUCUCGUGAUCAUAAGCCUGACAGACCUGAUGAAAUGGAGAGGGUGGAAGCCGCAGGUGGAAGAGUAAUAAACUGGAAUGGUUAUCCUGUUCUUGGGGUACUUGCAACUUCUAGGUCCCUAGGAGAUCAUUACCUUAAACCUUAUGUCAUCUCUGAACCAGAGGUCACAGUGAUGGAACGCACUACAAAUGACGAAUUUCUAAUACUUGCGAGCGACGGUUUGUGGGAUGUUAUGCCGAAUGAAACUGCAUGCGAGGUUGUAAGAAAGUGUUUAGAAGGUCGAACAUUAUUGAGGAGAUUAUCAAUGUCUUCAAACAGAAACAAUGCAGGUGAGGCUGCAGCUAUAUUAGCUGAGUUAGCAAUGGCUCGAGGGAGCAAAGACAACAUUAGUGUAGUAGUGGUCGAGUUAAAGAGAUCCAACCGUUAA